Arabidopsis lyrata subsp. lyrata is the source of this 784-nucleotide messenger RNA. RefSeq lists its product as uncharacterized. The record is from RefSeq and is a predicted model, not a curated record. The coding region runs from base 77 to 619 and encodes 180 amino acids. NCBI's taxonomy places the organism in Eukaryota, Viridiplantae, Streptophyta, Magnoliopsida, Brassicales, Brassicaceae. The transcript has a single exon.
CCGGAUAAUAAUAACACUAAAGGAUUUGGCCAUUUGGGACAAAGGGAGAGAGAGAGAGCAGCAGCAGAGCAGAGAGAUGUCGGUGAGAUUACUUCAUCUUCUCCCCCAAAACAAUUCCUUUUCUCGGAAUCUCAAAUUUCACCAAGUGUUGACCCGACCCGUAACCCGAAUUCAGUGCAUAAAGAGAGACGACGAAGACGAUGACAUCAUCAGAAACAUGAGGAUUAGGAAGCCGAAGAAGAAGAAGAAGAUUAUGACCGAUUCGGAGCUAGCGAAAGAUUUGGCUAGAGAAAUCGGGAAAGCGAACACAGUCGCGGAACAGAGAAGAGAAGCGAUGAAGAAGAGCGGUGAGAUUCUAUGGGGAGAGUUUUGUAGGCAUAUGGAAUUGAAAGAAGAUGAGAUGAAGAUUAAAUGGAGCAAGAUUGGAGAAGAAGAGAAAGUGGUUCUGGUUAGAGAGUUCGUGGAUGAAUGGGCUGUAGAUUUUCAGCCUUUAUCUGUUAGAUCUGUGAAAGAAAUGGUUGAACAAGAGUGUUUGGAUUCUUCUAUGGAAUCUUCUGCUUCUAUGUCUUCGUUUUCUGGCUUGUUUCCUGGAUUGAAGAGAAUCAUUGGGUUUGAGUAGAAAGAAUCUCCAAUUUUCUUUUAUAAUCAUUGCAAUGGUUUGAUCAGGUUCAUUGACAACUUAAGUAUUAUCAGCAGUUUGCUAUAUCUUUCUGACAAAAACACUUUUAUGGCAUUUGUAGUACAUUUGUUUCUUGAGCUGAGAAUACUGCAACAUGUUUUUCUA